AUGCCGGAUGAAGGAGAAUUAAAGGAGAGUCCCGAGCAGACGACAACGCAGGCCAUACCUUUUAUGCCUGCAGUAUUGCCCGGAGCAACAAAUGGCAACGAAAUAUCACGUGUCACCGUGAAAAUUCCGCCAUUUUGGCAUGCGAAGCCCGAAUUGUGGUUGGCGCAGGUGGAGUCGCAAUUUGUUGCUGCGGGAAUCAGCAGCGACCGGUCGAAAUAUCACACAGUGGUAGCCGCUAUAGAAAGCGGCGUACUCGCGCAAAUUAGUGACUUAAUACUACAUCCACCAUCUAGCGAUAUGUACCAAACAUUAAAAAAGCGUAUUCUAGAGCAAUUUUCGGAUUCGGAACAAAAACGAAUCAAGAACUUGUUGCAAGACCUUGAACUAGGUGACAUGAGGCCGUCACAUUUGCUACGUGAAAUGCGUCUGCUGCCAGGUACUGAAAUAAACGACAGCAUGCUGAGAUCGAUUUGGCUUAGCAGAUUGCCACAGAACGUGCGCUCCAUCAUAUCUAUUAGUAACGAGCCGCUUGACAAGGUUGCUUUGUUGGCAGAUAAAAUUAUUGAGGUUAGCGACGGCCCGCAGAUACACGCGGUAGCAGCACGAAGCGACGACGGGCAGUCUGAAAUUUUUCGGAAGAUGGCGGCGCUAACAAAAGAGGUAGCCGAACCGAAAGCUAAGCUUCAACAGCGUGGUAGGCAAACACGUCGGUCGGCCUCCCGAGGACGCUCAUGUACACCCAACAAAGGCGACAGCAUUUGA
Molecule: messenger RNA, 762 nt
Organism: Rhagoletis zephyria (snowberry fruit fly)
Lineage: Eukaryota; Metazoa; Arthropoda; Insecta; Diptera; Tephritidae
Source: RefSeq, a predicted model, not a curated record